ACACCCCCGCAGCAGUGCGUGCUCACUCAGUCUGGCUGUCUGUCUAACAGACUGACCCCCCAGCAAGCGGUUUAAAGGGAACACAAGAGCGCUGUGUCAACGAAUCGCAAGCAGAAGGAUGCAACAGUUGAUGUGUGCAUAAAUUGCAGAGGUUUUUUUCUUGCGUUUGGAGACGCUCUGCGCACAGAGGGGAUAAUGGUUGGAAUCCACCAGAGGAAAAGGAUCCAAUCUUAAAAAGAUGGAGCAUUUGGACUAAAGCGCAUUCGAGUGGAUUUCAUGCCCUGCUGGGAUGGAGUUAAUGCGUGAAUCUCGGAUGGUCUGCGGCGGUGAGUGAGCAAUCUGCUGUGCAGAGUGCAGCGAACAUGCAGCGGUUUCUGCAGAGGAGGCGAGUGCGCAAGCUGCGGGUCGUCUGGGCUUCCCUGGCCCUGGUGGCUCUGUCUCUGGCCGCCUGCAGCGCGCUCUUCACGGCGUGGACCUGGAGGCAGACGCGGGACCUGUCGCAGUCCUUCCAGAUCCUGCAGGAUCGACUCGAGCAGGUCAACACGCAGAGGAAGGCUAUCGUUCAGCUGAUUCUGGAGAAAAGAGAGCUGCUGCUGGAGCGAGUGAAGCGAGACGGGGGCUCGACGCGAGGGAAAAAUGGCAAUGGAAGGAAAGCGGCGUCUCAUUUUGAGAUAACCAAACUCUCCUCCCAACAAGUUGGAGAUGGUGGCGUGAUAAAAGGCUGGGAGGAGAGGACGCUGAAUAUGAGUAAAGCAGUGAGGUACAACAAGGAUGAAGGUACCUUCACUGUGGAGAGAGCAGGGGUCUACUUCCUGUUCUGUCAGGUAUUGUUCAAUGAACAGCAGUCUCAGUAUGUAAAGCUGGACGUUGUGACCAACGGCCCCCGGCCCCAGAAGCUGCAGUGCAUGGAGGGCUACGGGACCACCCCGUCGGCGGGGCCACACUCCUUCCACUUCGUGAAGCCCUGCCAGGUGUCCGGCCUCCUGCGCCUCGAGAAAGGCACAGAACUCCAGGCCAUGACGGGCCCGUCCUUCAGUCUCCACCCAGUGGCCAAUCAUGUCUUCAGCAUCUUUAAAGUCAACUGAAGACCGCCGAUGCAAACUACACCAAUCCAGCAGGACCUACUGCAGAACUUUAAGUUAAAAAGAUGGAUGUUAUAAGGGCUUUUUAUCUACAAGGCCAAACAAAAGGCUACUGCUUUUUCCAAGUAAUUCAACAUAUGCUCAUCUGAGAGACAAAGCUCACAUUUGUGGAAGCUGUAGUGGAUUUUUUUUUUCUGGACUGCAGCCCGUUUUGGAAUUCAGUUUUGGACGAAAACCAAGACCUACAGUGAACAUAAAAAAAAACCUUGAUGAACUUCUGCCCAGAGAACAGAUGUGAUUGAAGCUGUUCUUUGGAUUAAAGGGCUCCACAGUAUAGGAAAACUCCUUGGUGGUCCACGGUGGCCCCUGUAUAAUGUAAUAAAGUGUGCCUGCACUCUCUUCAGUAAAAGACAGUUGAGAUGUGCACCUUCCACAUCUGCAAUUGUCAGAACUCUAUAAACGCUCUCUGUCGUUGGCAUUGACUCUAAAAAAAACGCUGCCUUUGUGCGAGUGUGAAUGAAACCUGAUGACUCCAACACUUUGUGCUGAUUUUAUGUUGAUACCAAUGAAAGGGCCUGUGUGAAUUUA
Cyprinodon tularosa is the source of this 1670-nucleotide messenger RNA. RefSeq names its product TNF superfamily member 12 (gene tnfsf12). Gene Ontology annotation, biological process: immune response. Gene Ontology annotation, molecular function: tumor necrosis factor receptor binding; receptor ligand activity. Bases 363 to 1085 code for a protein of 240 amino acids. Gene Ontology annotation, cellular component: membrane. The transcript is spliced from 7 exons. NCBI's taxonomy places the organism in Eukaryota, Metazoa, Chordata, Actinopteri, Cyprinodontiformes, Cyprinodontidae. The record is from RefSeq and is a predicted model, not a curated record.